UGUUGGUAAACAAACUAGUGAACGAUCGUAAAAAAUCACCGAACCGGAAAUGGACCCCGGUAAGCGAUCGCUUCGUGACAAAAUCUUCAGCAGACUGCCCAAGGCGGCACGCACGGAACCAGCCAUCGUCGUAGAGGAAAUCUCGAACCCACCACCACCGCCCAUCCAACAACCAGAUCGGAACCCGGAACCGGAAGUUGACUCGGACGGCUCGAGCAGCGUCGGUGACCACCUGGUGAACCUCGAGGACAUCGACCUGGACGCGCAGUUUUUCAGCCAGGAGUUUCGGAGCGAGAAUGUUGCGUCGAUUGAAGAAAGGGUACGGCCGGAAGUGCUGUCGAGUGAUUCGGACGGGGAGGGUGAUGCUGAAGAGAGGGGACGGAUUUGCGAGAUGCUCACGCAGCUGGCGCAGUUUAACAGCGACGCUGCUCGGGAGGUUGUUGAGCGGAACAGGGAGGUCGUUGGUUCCGUUGAUGUAGGGAUGGAUGGGGAGGAGAUUUUGAGGUCGAUUCAUAAGGUUGAGGGAAUUGAAGUGGUAGAACAGAAGGAAGGUUCCGAUGGGGAAUGGGAGUUGAUUAAGGCUUUAAAUGUUGAGGAAACGAAACAGAAGGAUGUUGAAGUUACCAUAACUCAACGGAAAACCGGUAAAAAUGGUAAAAUUAUAGACGUGGAUGCAUGUCUUAAAAGAUUACUUCAAAGUGAACGUAGAGAUAAAUUCUUACAUACACAUCAAGUACAUUUACUUUGCAUGUUAGGAAGAGGAUUCUACCUUAACAAGUUAGUUAAUCAAGCAGUAUCAGAUUGUAGCCAACAAAUUGUUCAACUGCUUAACAUUCAGCAAGACGAGGUACCUUCUGAACCAGAUUUCAAUUAUCUGAAGUCAGUUUGUGAUAUUUGCCAAAAGAUUAGAAGAGUAGACGAAUUUUCUAAUAGUUGUAGAAAAAUGUUUAGCGAAAAUAUCUCUCGAGACGAAGCGUUCGUACUGUUGAGCAUCACAAUUCUGCGAUUUCUAGCCAUAGAAGCACGACUAGUCAUGUACUUAAACGUUAUAUCCAAAGCCAUGGUCCAAGAGAAGCCUAAACCGAAACCUCAACCGAAAGCCAAAAGUAACCCGUCCCCAGAACUGCCAACUCAACGCUACACUGACGUCGCUCUUACAACCUCCGAGAUUCUGAAGCGAAAGCCCGAGUUUGCUCACUUUUCCCAAGUUCCACAACUCGACGGAGCCGAUGACGCGCCGUUAGAGCCGAAACGACCUCGCCUGUGGAAGCUGAAGCAAUCUGCACCCGCGAGAGUGUCCGUUUCAAGCGGAAAGCCGAAACGUGGGACGACCUCCAAGUUCUUCAACAAGUCAAAAGCGAAGCAGACGAAGAAAUUGGUAUCCGAUCAACAGCCAAGUCUAUCCCUGUGGAUCGAAGUGUAUCUCACGGCGGAGAAGUGCUGGGCUCCCGUGGACAUCCUGAACAAUCAGGUUGGCUUGGAGCACGUGAUGAAGCGACUUCCAGAUCCAGUGGUCUACGUGUUCGGCUGGAGCAACGACGACACGUUGCAGGAUGUUAGCGGCCGAUAUUGGUGGAAAAACGAGAUGUCCGCUCGACAUCAACGCGUCACCGAAAAGUGGCUGCGUCCCGUGCUUCACCGCUUCGACAGAAGACGAAAGGUCAUGCGCGAUCUCGUGGAUCAGCUACAGUUUCGACAGCUGCGGUCCAGAGCACCGAUUCCGGAGAAGUUGUCCGAGUUCAAAAACCACCCCUCGUACUGCCUCAAACGCGACCUGCUCAAAUUCCAAGCCAUCUACCCGCCGGACGCACCCCCGCUAGGCUUCUUCCACGGCGAACCCAUCUACGGCCGCGAGUGCGUCCACACGCUGCACUCGCGCGAGGUUUGGCUGCGCCACGCCAAAACCAUCCGCCUGCGCGAGUCCCCCUACAAGGUGGUCAUGUCCAAGCUGCGCCGGGAGCCCACCCAGCUCGAGCUGUUCGGCCACUGGCAGACGGAGGAGUACGUGCCGCCGGAGCCGCGCGACGGCAAGGUUCCGCGCAACGCGUACGGCAACAUCGAGAUCUUCAAGGAGUGCAUGCUGCCGCGCGGGGCGGUCCAUUUGAAGCAGCCCAACAUCUCGCGGAUCUGUCGCCGGUUGAACGUGGACUACGCGCCCGCCGUGGUCGGCUUUGGGAUUCACGCCGGUGGGAAUCACCCGGUGUUCGAGGGGAUUGUAAUCUGCCGGGAGUUUGAGCAGCGUGUUCUGGACGAGUACGAGCGCGACCUGGUGGAACAGGAGCAACAGAAGCGGGAAAAGCGCGAGCGUCGGAUAUACGACAAUUGGCGCAAACUGAUCAAAGGACUGCUGAUCCGAAGCAGGUUGCGAGCGAAAUAUAACUUUGAUCGGCUUUGAGAGCAUGAA
Molecule: messenger RNA, 2404 nt
Organism: Culex quinquefasciatus (southern house mosquito)
Lineage: Eukaryota; Metazoa; Arthropoda; Insecta; Diptera; Culicidae
Product: DNA repair protein complementing XP-C cells homolog
Exons: 3
Coding region: 50-2395 (781 amino acids)
Biological process (GO): nucleotide-excision repair; mismatch repair
Cellular component (GO): XPC complex; nucleotide-excision repair factor 2 complex; cytoplasm
Molecular function (GO): single-stranded DNA binding; damaged DNA binding
Source: RefSeq, a predicted model, not a curated record